UAUUAGGGAGUCAUAAACAUUCAAUAUGGCGGGGAUUUCGGAAACAAAUAGUAAUUUCUAGCUAAUUUGAGACAAAACAUCGAAAAUAAGGGAAUUUUUUCAAACAAAGGUAUAAAAUGUCAAAGAAAAAGAGGUGACAGUUAUGAAUGAUCCCUUGAAAUUCCUGCCUAUCGAUGUCACAAAAAUACGAGCACAAGAUGUCAUUGUGGUGGCAGCAGUUUGCAUUGCCGUAUUUGUGUUCAGAGCUCCUAAUGUUUGGGAGUUUCAGCCUUCCUGGCAGCUAGACACUGUUUCUGAUAUCAAAUACCAAACAGGGAAAAACAGGUUGCCUCUGCCCAUUAUUACAGAUCUAGAUAGUGAUGGAAUUAAUGAGUUGGUCAUUGCGACUGAGGAUUCAAGACUUAAAGUAUUGAUGCUACCUCCGCAGGAAGACCAUGAGUUGCCAUCCACUCUACCUCAUCUUCACUUAAAGACAGAAGUGAUGCUUGAAAGUAAUUCAUCCAAACCAGCUUUGCCUGUAGCUCUUGGAGCUGGAUGUGAACGUAGAAGUACUUCAUCCCUUGAUGUUUGUCAUCAGAUUUUAGUGGUUGUAACAGAUGAUGGGGUAGUGCAUUGUUUCACAGAUCAACUGGAGCUUAUGUGGAAGGCUAACAUAUUCACAGACCAUAAACUUUCAGAUUUAGGAUAUUUCAAGGAGAUCGCUGUGCUUGUUGUACCAGACUCUGGUCUGGUUUUGAUUGGAGGCAAAAUGGCUAAUGAACAGCAACAGCAAGACCAUUUAGAGCAUAACCAUCGACACAACUUGUCCACUGGUCUUACUGCAGAGGAGGUGGCUAAACUACCACCACGACGCCAUCGUAGUGUUAAAACGGUGACAGAAGAAAAGGAACACUUUUCAACGUACGCCUUUGACAGCAAAACAGGGGCGGCCCGCUGGAAACACGAACCAGGGGACUAUGAAACAGACAGAAUAUCCAGAGAGGAUCUUGUGUCAGCUUACCAUUUCAAGCUGGCUCUUCAUUCCAGUCAGUACCACGUGGGUGAAGUUCACUGGAGUCAAUACUCCGACUCACUAAUCGCGUCUUUACCCUACAGAUGGCAACAUCCCGCCGACACUGAGCUACAAACAGCUCACUUUGUUAAAAAGCACCCCGCACCCCCAUCCAAAACACCAAGAAAAGAUUUUAAAACAAGCGAUGGACCACACUUGAAAAGAGAAAAGCCAAACGCUGUGGUUAUAAAACGUGAAAAGUCCAUUGAGGUGUUAAGCCUCGACUCUGGGCAACCCCUCUGUUCCUACCCAGUCUCCAAGGAUGUCACAAGUGUAGGUGACGUAAACGGCGACAACGUCAUAGAUCACGUGACAACCUAUUUUACGUCAGAGAGUGUUGUCCAAUCAGAAAUCAGUCCGUGUUCUGCUGUUGUGACGUCAGGAGCAAAGACUUUGUUCAGUGGGUCUAUUUGCCGCGCUACUUCGACAUUGGGAAAUUUUUUUGAUUCGAUCGAUGAGGCAGAUUUCCGAGAUGAACCCAUGCCAGUGUCUCCGUUGCUUGUGCCAAGUCCGCCGGACAGAACAGGGAUUUUCAGCCAUCUGUCAGGGAAGACGUUUAAGCGACAGAGCAUCCGAAGUUUUGAUAGUGUCUUUGUAGUUGCGUCCGGACUACUGACGAGUUUUGGACCGUACGGAGAAUUUAAUUGGCAGGUAGACACAGGUGCUUCGUGGGCAAACUACAAACCGUCCGAAAGAAAGCCAGGAGCAGUUUUUGUGCCAAACAUUCAAGCUGUUUCCACAUCAGUAGGGGGAAUAAAAGAUGCUGUAUUGGUAACUGGCUUGAAAGACAUCUCACUUGUUUCGUUAAAGGAUGGUUCAUUACUGUCUUCGCACUCGAUACCGUGUGAACCGCUCUCUCCCAUCGUACACGGAGACUUCACAAAUGACGGUUUAAUGGACUUUGUUGUGCAUUGUAAAACAAGCUAUCUCGGCUUCUCAUUGGACAGUAGACCUGGAUACUGGUGGACAGUGGUGUGGAUCGCGUGUGGUCUGAGUGCAAUUGUGGUAGCAGUUCUGAUACUUCGUUGCAUCGAAGAAGUGAUUGCGUGACUACUGAAAAGUUUAACGCCACAUUAAGUUGUGUGACUAAGCCGUGUCACUGUCUCAGAUUCGCACGCUGCUCUGGUUUGUCCUCGGGAGUCGACUUUCUGGUCCUAUACCGUAUUCAACAGUAUCGCCUAUUGAUGGUGAUGUAUUAAUGACGACAGUAGAUUGGAAUUUGGAAGACCCUCUUGAGAAUGCAGUGUACACACGACUGAUUGCAGUUGAUGCUCCAGAGCUAAGUGCAGUUCAUUUUGUGAAGACAGAUGGCUUGCAGCAUAUGUUUGUAAGGGGACACCUAAGCUUGUGUGCAUUGUAUUUCUUUCUAAGCCAGUUUGCUUACGCAGGGUGCGCCGAGCUGUGUGAAAAUGGAAUGGAACGCCAAGAAGGUCUUUAUGGCCCUCCCAUAAAAGAAUUCCGGCUCAGGUUUAAGGCUCCACUUACAGAGAAAGAAGUAACAUUUUUCCCGAGACUAAAAGCGUUGGUACCUGCUAAAUCAGAGACAAGAAAGCGACUUACGUCACCAUAUGCUGUGUCCCAAGGUAGUCCAGACCAGCCAUUUCUCUUAUCAAUAAAUGCCUUAA
Messenger RNA from Orbicella faveolata, 2676 nucleotides. RefSeq lists its product as uncharacterized. Lineage: Eukaryota; Metazoa; Cnidaria; Anthozoa; Scleractinia; Merulinidae. The record is from RefSeq and is a predicted model, not a curated record.